GCAUAGGUCCCUAACAUUAAUUACUUUCUCUUUUUCUUUUUCUAAGCUACGCAUCCAAAUUCCAUACAUUGUUCACAGAUCUGACAUUCCCUAAUCCUUAAACUAUCUUUCACACGGACGGUAAAUUAUUAUUCCAAUUUCAGCUUAGAAAUAUGUUUAUAUUUAGUGUUUUAAUUUCUAACUUUUCUAAAUUGGUAUCUUAUGAAUAUUGGAUAAAGUUUUAGUAGUAAACUUUCAAUGGAAAUUAUGAUAAAGGUGGGAUGUUAACAAAUUUUUUUAUAGAAACUUUUUACUUCCGAGUAUUUAAAAUGAAGUAUGUAUCCUGAGUUAGAGGUGGAAAUCUGGAUUCCCAUGCAAGUUAUGGGACGUAAUUGUGCAAUUCAACAAGCUUGGCCACGCUCGCUCAGCACAGCCUCCCAUACGAAAUGUACCCCAUUCCUCAGACCAAUAAUCGUCUCCAACUUCUAUGCCUCCCUGACAAAUCACAACUAUGGUUAUAUACUACUCCAUUUUGGUCUAUUUAUUACUACUUCACUUGACUCACUCCCUCUUCUUCCUUAGAUACAAUACAAUGUCACCUAUCAUUGUCCUCCUCUCUUUUCUUCUUCUUCUUCUGUGCUUCCCUUUUUCUUGUUCCCUCCAACACCAUCAAUCCCCUUUCCUUCCAAACUCCUGCAAUAAUGUAACAUGCGGGGACCUCCAUGUUCCCUUUCCUUUCCAUGUCAACACUUCAUGUGACUCAAUUUCCAGCGCCUUCCAUCUCUCGUGCUCAAAUUCCUCUGCCCUUUUACUCAGAAUUGGCCCAGUGAGCUACACAGUCUUGGAAUUCUUCCCAGAUGGUGUGCUGGUCGACUUUCCAGGCUCAUCAUCCUGUAGACAGUACUAUGACUUGAACUCUUUUGGCAGAAAUUUUGCAGGGAAGGACUACUUUGGCUUGUCGGUUGAUAAUGUUAUUGGGCUCUAUGACUGUGAGGAUUCUUCUCUGUGCAAAGCAGAUUGUGAAACCAUUGACUUGCCUGGUUGUGAUGGAAAGGGUGGAGGCUCCCUUGCCUGCUGCUAUCCACUCUCUGACCAUACCAUAUGGCAUGUUGGAGAUGGCUUUUCGGUGUUUUCUCAGUUUGGAUGCAGAGGGGUUUCUAGUUGGGCUGUUCUGAGAGGCUCCACUUGGGGAAAACGAGGCGUCAAGUUGGAAUGGGCACUUCCCAGGAACUCCUCUUCUGAAGUUUGUGCUACGAAUGCUAACAUUGCCAAUUCUACAGCAGUUCAAGGAGGCGUCAGAUGUGUCUGCCAAAAUGGAUAUGUUGGUGAUGGUUUUGCUAAUGGAACUGGAUGUUUGCAGGCCUGCAUAAAGGAUGGAAAGGAAGCAUAUGGAAGUGACUGCUACAUCAAAAGGCAUGAUCAGAGGAAAUUUGUUAUGAUCGCCGGAAUCAUUGGCCCAGUUCUCAUUGUUGCUUCCCUGGUUGCACUAUUUUAUCUUCUUAAAAGGCCAACAAAACCAGGGAUGUUUUACACAGAGCAGGCUUACUAUCAAAACAUUACAAUCCCCAAAGCUUGUAAAACUCGAUUAUUCAGCUUCCAUGAGCUAGAGGAAGCCACUAAAGGUUUUGAAGAGGGUCAGAAACUAAUGCAUGACAAUAAUGGGACAAUUUUCGCUGGAGUUUUAGGGGAUGAAUCUCACAUAGCUGUCCACAAGUUACAGUGCCAGAAGAAUGACUUGAUACAAGUCCUGUCACAAAUCGAGGUUCUAUCUUCUAUUGUGCAUAGAAACAUGGCUCGCAUUCUUGGAUGCUGUAUUGAAUCUGGCAACACUCUAGUAGUUUAUGAGUAUCCUUCCAAUGGUACCUUGGAGGAACAUUUACAUCAAAGCAAAGGACAACAACUUCGUUUAGAUUGGUAUAGGAGAUUGACUAUUGCUGCAGAAACAGCUAGUGUUCUUGCAUUCUUACACUACGAGAACAAUCCUCCCAUACUUCACCAUAACCUUAAAUCUGCCUGCAUCUUCCUAGAUGAUGACUAUUCUGUCAAGAUUGCAGGAUUUGGUCUGAUCAACUCCAAUUUUUACUAUGGUUCUCACUUACACAAGAACUAUGAAGCAUUUGACAUCUGCAAAAAUGAUGUUUACGAUAUGGGUGUGUUGCUUCUUGAGAUUAUCUCAGGCUCAAAUCAGUUGGAUUCACCAACUUUGGCUUUACAGCAUGUAAGGGCUGGAAAAUUUGAAGAAAUUUUGGACCCAUUUCUUUGCUAUGAUGAGCAACCACAUUACCGCCAAGAGCAAAUGCAAAUAAUUGCAGAUCUAGCUACAAGGUGCCUGUUAUUUGGGGUAGAUGGAAGGCUAGGAAUGAUAGAUGUUGUGAGGGAGUUAGUACACAUGACUAAAGAAAGUCUUGAUGGAGGAAUUAUGAAAGGACCUGCACUGGAGGAGACAUUCUCAAAUUCAAGCCUUCUUCAGAUGAUAUCAAUGUCUCCUGAUUCUAUGAGUGUCCCUUGAAUCUUUAUGUCCCAGUCAGUUUAGUUUGUCAGUCCCUUCAAAAGAUGAUAAACAACCACAAUUGUAUGUGUGCACUAUAAGUCCCCAGCCACUGUACAUUGGGGAAUGCAUCCAAUAUUCUGGUUCUGACAUACUUCACUAAGGUACAAAGCAAGUGUAUUUGGUAGCUACUUCUUAAUAAAUUUAAUCAACUGCUAUUGUUAA
Messenger RNA from Glycine soja, 2692 nucleotides. Its product is annotated as probably inactive receptor-like protein kinase At2g46850. The transcript has 3 exons. The record is from RefSeq and is a predicted model, not a curated record. Gene Ontology annotation, cellular component: plasma membrane. The coding region runs from base 491 to 2488 and encodes 665 amino acids. Gene Ontology annotation, molecular function: polysaccharide binding; protein serine/threonine kinase activity; ATP binding. Gene Ontology annotation, biological process: protein phosphorylation; cell surface receptor signaling pathway. NCBI's taxonomy places the organism in Eukaryota, Viridiplantae, Streptophyta, Magnoliopsida, Fabales, Fabaceae.